This is a messenger RNA of Synchytrium microbalum, 912 nucleotides long. RefSeq lists its product as uncharacterized. The record is from RefSeq and is a predicted model, not a curated record. The coding region runs from base 1 to 912 and encodes 303 amino acids. NCBI's taxonomy places the organism in Eukaryota, Fungi, Chytridiomycota, Chytridiomycetes, Synchytriales, Synchytriaceae. The transcript has a single exon.
AUGUCCAACACCGACCAAACCCUCCUAAGUCAAAUCCGAAACCAAUACUUCCAACAAAUCCCAAUCCGUCUCUUCAACUUCCAUACCAUAGUCCCAUCUCUCGACCUCCAAGAACAUAUCCUUGACACGACGACAUCAGCAAAACGACACCAACCACAUGCAUCAUACCGUCUCGUAUUCCUCAAGCAUCUCAUCCAUUUAUGUGAAGUACACGCCCUUGAAGUGUAUGAACCGAUAUAUGACGCUGUCGCUGCUUGCAUCUCGACAUCAAAUACAGAAACGAUGACAGUCAAAACAUAUUUUCCACCAAGCAUGCAACCGAUAGAGUUACAUGAAAGCAUGGCAAUGAUAUCUGGUGGUACGACGGGGCUAGUAACGUGGACGGCGAGCCUGCGUCUCGCAGAAUACAUACUCGCAAAUUCAAACAUCUUUGACAAAUGUAGUAGUGUUGUGGAAUUGGGUGCUGGUGCGGGACUUGUAUCGAUUCUAGCAUCGAGAUUAUGUAAACGAGAUGUAUAUGCGACGGAUUGUCAUUCGCAGGUGGUGGAUAACUUGAUUCAGAACGUUGAGCUAAACCAGUGCAGUAACGUAAAAGUCAAAGUGGUGGACUGGGAGGAUAAAUGUACAAUUGGACAAGUCCCGGCAUCAUCAUUCGUAUUAGGAGCUGAUAUAGUAUUUGAUCCUGUGUUGAUUCCACAUUUGCUGUCGACCUUGGAUGCGCUGAUGGGAGAUGAAGCAUAUAUAGCAUCAACAAUACGCAAUCAAGAUACUUGGAAUGUGUUUGAGGAUGGACUUACUCAAUCCGAAUUCCAAUCUGUUCUUGUAUCUGUCGACAAUCAAGCACAGAAAUGGAUUUAUCCGUUGGAAAAGGAACAAGUCAGGAUUUACAAACUGUCCAGAAAAUUGAAAUAA